Molecule: messenger RNA, 13820 nt
Organism: Dendronephthya gigantea
Lineage: Eukaryota; Metazoa; Cnidaria; Anthozoa; Malacalcyonacea; Nephtheidae
Product: dystrophin-like
Exons: 82
Coding region: 228-13820 (4530 amino acids)
Biological process (GO): actin filament bundle assembly; actin cytoskeleton organization
Cellular component (GO): actin filament bundle; plasma membrane; cell projection
Molecular function (GO): actin lateral binding
Source: RefSeq, a predicted model, not a curated record
CUGAUGUACAAGUUAUGUCUGAAAUGCCGCUGUUGUUUUUGUUAUGUAAAUCAUUUCUUUCUUUCAAUAUGCGAUGUGAUAUUUAAAUUUGAAGUGUCUUAACAUUGCUUCAUCCAAGCGAAUCGUGUCAGAGGUUAUAAAAAACUGCAAAAUAUUCGCUGUCGUUUUGUCUCGAGAAGCUCGUGGCGAAGAUAUGAAGUCAAACUAGUUCAUCUCUCGUUGCUACCAUGGCUGCUCAAGACUCGGCGAUAAGCCAUAUAAUUCGCAGCAAUGUGGAAUCUCUGGAAGAGAUAAACAUUCGUACAUUUACGAAAUGGAUAAACUCAAAGCUUGGCGGAGAACAGCCAGCCGUAAAAAAUCUGAUCAAAGAUUUGCAAGAUGGUCGCGUUCUUUUGUCGCUCUUACAAGUUCUGCUAAAAGUCAAACUUCGCGCUGAAAAAGGCAAACUGAAGUUUCACAAAAUCAACAAUGUCAAUAAAGUUUUGAAGACUUUGGAAGACGAAGGGUUAAAACUUCAUGGCAUCAGCCCAGAGGCAAUCGUUGAUGGAAACAAAAUCUCAAUUCUGGGUCUAGUAUGGAUAAUAAUCCUUCAUUUCCAGGUACAAGGUAUAAUGUUCGAAGAAGAUACUGAAAGUUUUGAAGAAAAGACUGAUGCAGCUCAACGUAAGAAGUCUGUAGCAAGUCAGGCAGACGUUGAAAGACUUCUUAUAAAAUGGAUUCAAGAUGUCUUGAAAGGAUUUUCCGAUGUUGUAACAAUCGAAGAUAUUUUGAAAAGUUGGCAGAAUGGUCUGGCCUUUAUAUUGCUCAUGUUUGUGUACAGGCCAACUGCUGUUGAUAUUGACAAAGCUCAGAAAAUGGCGGUGUUGGAAAGAUUGGAAUACGCUUUUGAUAUCGCUGAGAAGGAGUUCGACGUCCAUCGCUUGCUCGACCCUUCUGAUGUCGAACAGGGAAACGUGGACAAGAAAGCGAUGCUGAUGUAUCUUUCCGCGUUAUACGAAGUAUUGCGUAACCUUGAGCCAGCUGUUGUCGAGACCACAACCACAACCCGAGAGGUUAGCGAAGAGCCUGGUGAAGAGGGAAUCGUUAAAUCCACCACGUCAUUCGUUGUAGAGAGUGCCCCUGGUAGUGAGUCAACCACAUUGAGAAUUGGUGAUGAAGAUAUUGACAUAACCACAGUGUCAAGCAAUGAAAUUGUCCUGCAAUACAAGACGAUAUACUACACAGUUCUGUACACCAUCAAGGGACUUGAGGCAAGAAUGGAGAAAAUCAGAAGCGAAGAACCCAGUCAGGAAAACGCGAGGGCUUUGCGGGAAAUUCAGAAAGAAAUGCACGAACUCCAGGCUAAAGUCAAGGAGCUGAACGAAACAAAUAAAGAAAUGUCCAAAGCUGACGGAGUUGAUCGUCAAGAAUUCUCGGACAUUCAAAAAGAGUUACGGGAACUCAGCAGUCGAUGGUCCACGCUGAUACAACACAAUAAUGAAGAAUCGAAGAGGCAACCAGCAGUCGUAAGAGAAAUUAGAACCUCAACGACAUACCAGACUGCUCGACUCACAAUUGGUGAUAAAGUUAUCGAGAUCACAUCUGUUUCAACCAACGAAAUAGUGAUAAGAUACAAGAUUGUUUAUUACAAAAUAAUUUACAUCAUCGAAAGGAUUGAAUCGAACAUGAGGAUCAUCAAAGACAGUCCACCAAGCCAGGAAACUGCAAGAUUACUUGAUGAGAAUAAACAAAGGAUGGAACAAUUGAAGCCACAGAUUGCUGAGCUGAAGGAACUUAUGUCAGAAAUGAGAGAUGCUGACGGCGUUGAUGCAGAUGAACUUGCUCAACUACAGUCUGAACUAUCAGACUUCGAUUCCCGCUUGUCCUCAGCCACGGAGGCUAUUAACGAAGAAGAGAAAAGACAACCAUCGCUGGCUACGGAGACUGUUUACAGAACAACUACAAUUGUUGAGUCCGAGAGUUCUGCUCCAACCACAACCACAUUGAGAAUUGGUGAUGAAGAUAUUGACAUAACCACAGUGUCAAGCAAUGAAAUUGUCCUGCAAUACAAGACGAUAUACUACACAGUUCUCUAUACCAUUAAGGGACUUGAGGCAAGAAUGGAGAAGAUCAGAAACGAAGAACCCAGUCAGGAAAACGCGAAGGCUUUGCGGGAAAUCAACAAGGAAAUGCAAGAGCUUCAGGUGAAGAUCAAGGAACUAAACGAGACAAACAGAGAAAUGUCAAAAGCUGAAGGAGUUGAUCGUCAGGAAUUCUCUGAAAUCCAAACAGAAUUAGGACAACUUGGCAGCCGUUGGUCGGCGUUGAUUCAACACUGUAACGAUGAAAACAAGAGGCAACCAAGAAUUGUCACAUACAAAACUACGACGACUGUUGUUCCGAGGCAUAAAGCACGUCUUACAAUUGGCGAUGAGGUGAUCGAGAUUACCUGUGUUUCUACGAAUGAAAUUGUGAUUAAAUACAAGAUUGUUUAUUAUCAAAUCAUCACAAUUAUGAAAAUCAUCGAAUCCAAUAUGAAAGUCAUCAACGAAGAAGAACCAAGUCAGAAAACUGCAAUACUUCUUGAUGAAAACAGACAGAGAAUGGAACAGCUUCAACCGAAGAUCACAGAAUUAAACGAACUGAUGUCACAAAUGAAAGACGCUGAUGGUGUGGAUCCAGAUGAACUGGCUCAGCUACAGUCUGAACUGUCAGAUUUCGACUCCAAACUGGGAACUUUGAAAGAGGACAUUAAAAAUGAAGAAAAGAGGCAACCGCAGCUGACAACCAGAAUAACUUAUACAACCGAAACAAGAGUUGUUGAUGGUGGUCGCACGUACCAGUUGCGUGAUGGAGAUAAAGUGAUUGAAAUUAAAACCGUUUCAACGAACGAGAUCGUGAUGCGUUACAAGAUCCUUUACUAUCAAAUCAUCACCAUUAUGGAGGUGAUUGAUUCAAACACUACCACAAUCAGAGAGGGACAACCAAGCCAGGAAACUGCGAGACUUCUUUUGGAGAAUAAGUACAAGAUGGAACAGUUGCAACCGAAGAUCACUGAGUUGAAUAAACUAAUGGCAGAAAUGAAAAAUGCCGAUGGCGUUGACGCUGAUGAACUAUCGCAACUUCAAUACGAAAUGUCUGAAUUUGACUCAAGAAUGGGAACAUUGAACGAAGACAUCAAAAAUGAAGAGAAGAGACAACCGCCUAUUCAAGGUGAAACGAUUUCCAGGACAACAACUACCACUGUUCAGUCAACCCCUGAAGCUCCUGCUAAGCGAACAACUGUGAAAUAUGGAGAUAGCGUCUUUGAAAUCACUACAAUAUCGACAAAUGAAAUUGUCGUUCGCUACAAGAUCCUCUACUAUGAAAUCAUGACACUCGUAAUGCAAUUAGAAAAAGACAUGGCGCAAAUUAAAGAUGCUCCACCGAGCAAUACUACCUCAGUCAUGUUGAAGCAAAGUAAAGAUCAGAUGGCGGAAAUUCAGGCCAAAAUAAACGAGCUUCAAGAAAUAAGAAAGGAUAUGGACGAAGCAGACGGUGUUGACCCAGAGGAACUGAAGCAAAUUCAGAAUGGUUUGGAAUCGCUCGUUUCACGAUGGACUAUUGUGACACAUGAUAUUGAAACAGAGGAUGAAAGGAUCACAAGUCACUUAGACAGCAGUGGUAAACAGAAAACAUCGCUGGACGAAUGGCGUAAAAAAUGUGAGACAAUCGGCGAUUGGAUGGACUCUGUCGAAGACAGCGUUGAGGUUCUGGAAAAUAGAAAGCCAUCGAGUGAUAUCUUCAGGGCAAAACAACAGAUGAAUGAAUGUGAUGCUUUGCAAGAGAAGAUCAAAUCAGACGAAGUUCCAAGAUCAACGUUUGCUUAUGGCGAAGAAAUUACAAACGAACCCAGUCUUAAUUCGGAUCAAAAGUCCAAAAUCAGACUACAAAUGACUGAAAUGAAAAAGGAGAUUAAAAAACUAUCCGACAGAGCUGGUGAUGCAAAACACAGAUACAAACGUGCGGUAGACAAGCUGGAAGCUGAAAGAAAACAAAAAUUAGUUGAUCUGAAUAAGACCUAUCAGGAAUUGGAUAAAGAAAUCGAUGUUUUGAUACAAAAAGAUAAUAAAAUUGGCGCAGUUGAGGGUAAUCCAGCCGAAGUGCGAGCCAAAGAAACGCAGAUUGAGUUACUCGUCUCUGAUAUCCACGUGUUCCAGCCUCGUUUUGACGAGUUUCGGCAAACGUCCUGGGAGGUCUUGGAGGAUCCGACAAUCGACCAAUCACAAAAGGACAGACUCCAGAAGCACGUGACGUCAUCGGAGGAACGCUGGGGCGCCCUCAUACGAUCUGUUUACUCAAGAAGCGAAGCAGCAAAGCGUCUCAUCUCGGGGUUGCCCCAAGGCGGUGUGCUCGAGGAGUUGAUCAUUGUUGAGAAUCGACGCCAUGAUUAUAAUCUCGACUGGAAGAUGCAUCAUGAUCUGUUUGGAGCUCCUGGAGAACAUGAUGAAGGUGCAGUUGAUGAGGAGAUUUAUCGAGAACGACUGAUGACAAAAUGGAAACGAGAAUGCAGAGAGGUGGAUGAAGCUUUGUCAGACGUUGAAAAAGAAAGCUCAGAACUUGGCGAAAUCAUUGAUGAACCGAACAAAACAGCAAUGAAAAAUGCGAAAAUGCAGGUGAUCCGCGAAGGUUUAAAAAAGGUCGAGAAAGAGUACAAUGACUUGCCGGAAUACGCAAAACUGCUUCUCGAUGACCCAAAACUAGUCGAGGAUGAUCAUCAGAAAAUCCAAGAAGAUUUGGAUUCGUAUAAGAUCCGGUAUGAUGAUCUCACGAAGUUGGUUUCUGAGAGAGAAGAAACAAUAAAGCGUCAAGAACCACCGAAAUCUACUGUUGUUGUCACAGAAAAUUAUGUUACUGAAAGAAAAUCGGCAGAAAUUAUUGUGCCUGAAAUACUAACUGUCGAAGAGAGCGCCCCAGAUGCAUUAUUCAGUGAACCAGAAGUUCCUGGUAAUACUGAAGAGAUAGACGCUUGGUGGGGCGAUGACCGCAAAGUUGUAAGCUGGAUUGAAAGGGUGGAUAACCAAGUUAAAGUCGCCGAAAAGGAACCAUCCACAUUAGAUCUUCCCACCACAAGAAGACAACAUGCAAAUAUUGAGAGAAUGACGCAGGAAAUUGGAGUUUACGAGACAAACGUGACUUUGCUUGAGAACAAAGCCAACGCCAUCGUCAGUGAUCCGGUAACGAGAAGCGAAGAUGGUCAAAACAUUGACGUGGAAAUUAAAACUGUGAAGAAAAAAUGGGAUAGUUUGAAAGAAAGAGCUUUCAAUGUUGAGAGAGUUCUUUACGAGCAAGUGAAUAAACUUCAAGAGUAUUUAAACUGGACCCAAAAGUCCGAAGCGUUGUCUGGAUGGUUGGAAGAUACUGAGCGAAGUUUGGAUUCUUGUGCAGUACCAAGCAGUGAUCCUGUGGAAAGAGGAAAACAAACUCUCUUCCUUGAGAAAUUCUUGAAAGAACGCGGGCAAAAUCAAGAAAGUGUGGACGAUGUUCUCAGUCAUGGAAAUUUGGUCGUGAAGAAAAACUUGGUUCCCGACCAGCAUCUUAGCAAGAUUAAAGCAGACCUUAACCAUUACCGCGAUCAAUGGGACAAACUUUUGAAGAAAGCAGAGAACGUUCAAGAAAGAUUUGCAACUGGUAAGAAAGAUCUUAAACAGCUGGAAGACAACAGAGUUGAAUACGAUGUGAUAACAACGUGGAUUAUCAGCAAUGAAAAACGUUUACAAGAGCUGAAAGAUGACACCAGCGGUGAUGAGGAAGCAUUAAAGAGAAGACGCGUUCUCAUUUUGGAAAUCAUUGAAGAGAUUACCAUCUACAGGGUCCGUCUUCGCCGAUUGAUUGGAGAGAAUGACAAGCUUGCAAACAAAGACACUCUUCCUCCUGAUGAAAGGGAUAAAUUUGUCAAUGAUACGAAAGAAUUGGAAAAAAGAUUAGAUGCCCUUGAUGAUGGUGCAAAGAAAGAAGAAUCGAGUAUCAAUGAUCAAAUAGAUACAAAUAAUACUGCGAGGCUGGACGAGUGGCAAACGAAAGCAGAUGAUCUCGACAAAUGGUUUAUUACAACAAAAACAGAAAUUAAAUCAUUCAAUGUCCCGCCUUUGGAUGAAGACGAUAAAGCGAGACAGGAUAAGUAUUUGGAGGACUUUGCGAAGCAGAAGCCUGCAUGUGAUAAACGCGUGAACGAGGUUGUUUCUAGCGGUCGUUCUCUGGUGAAUGAAGGCGUUAUUCCUUCUGAGAAACGCGAACAGUUUGAAGUUGACCUCGAGAGUAUCUCUGGAACGUGGGACAGCGUUAUAGAAAUGGCUGACGACUCGUCAGAGAAUUUGGAGAAGGCUGAGAAAGCGUCGGACGAUUACGACGUGUGGCGUAAGGAUGCAACUCAAGCGAAAGAAAUUGUGGAAAAUAACAAGAAAGAUGUUGAAGAAGCUUCCAAACCAACCAGUGAUCCCGAGGAACGAAAGAGUCAAAUCACUACCAUAACUAAAAUCAUGGCAGACAAACCUGGGGAAAAAGAGCGACUUUAUCAGAUUAUUUACCGCGGGAAAGAUUUGGAAGAUAGCGAAUAUCUUACACCAGAACAAAAAGAACACAUCAGCCGCGAGACGAAAGAUAUUGAAAACAAUUGGAAUGAUUUCUCAAACCAACUUGACGAUGCUAAAAAGAGUGCGGAGUCUGGUGAAAAGGACUUGCAAGAUUUGGCCCAAUAUCGUGUAGACUAUGACGUCAUCAUCACGUGGAUUAUCACGAAUGAGAAGCGACUUCGUGAUGUUAAGGAUGAAGACAGCAACGACAAAGAAAGUAUUCAGAAACAACAAGUCAUUCUUAAGAGCAUCAUUGGCGACUUCCCUGAAUACAAAGUCAAACUCAACGAAGUAAUUUCAAAAGGACGCCAUCUUUCUAAUACGCCAUCGCUUCCAAAUGGCGAUAGAGAAGAAAUAGAUAAACAGUCAAAUGAAUUGGAAAAUAAGUUUAGCACCUUGGAAAACGACGUUAAUGAUGAAGACCAGAGACUUGAGAAGAAUUUGGAGAACAUAGACAAAUAUGAAGUAUGGCAACAGAGAGCCGACGAUGUCAAAAAAAAACUCGACGAGACGAAAGAUGAAUUGGAUAAAUUCGACACACCAACCAGCGACGUCAGCGAACGAGAAAAACAAAAACGAUUCCUGAAUGACUUUAAUAAAAGAAAGGGCGCUCAAGAGAAGUUGAUUAAUGAUGUUGUUAGUGAUGGUAGGAAACUUGUGGAUGAAAACAUCGCUCCGAGCGAUAAACGAGAAAAGAUUGAACUGGAUCUUCAAUCGUUGCCUGAAACUUGGGAGGGAAUUGUCGGCAAGGCUGAUGAGAAUAAGAAAACUGUUGACUCUAGUCUUCAAGAUGCUGUACAGCUAAGCAAAUGGCAGAAUGACUACAAUGUUGUUUUGCUUUGGAUUGAGAAAGCUGAAGACAAGCAAAAUCAACGGGAAGAAGACAGCGAUGAUCUUGACAAGCUAAAGAAACAGAGAAAGAAACUAGAAGCUGAUGUGAAAGAUAUUGCGAAAUACGAGGCCAAGAUUGCUCCAUUAUUGGCAAGAGGAGAGACGAUAUCACAAAGCAACUUCAUAACUCCUGAUGAUAAGUCGAAAGCAGAUAAUGACACGAAGACUUUGAAAGAAAGAUUUGAUAAAUUGAAGGGUGAAGAAACUGAUCGUAAACAAAAGCUUGAUGAUAAAAUUCAAUGGUUGACGGAAUACAGGCAAUACAGAACAGACUACGAUGGUCUGAACUCGAUGCUUGACGAUUGUCAACACAAGUUAGAAUCGUAUGAGAAACCUACCAGCAACAAAACUGAGAGAGACAGACAAGCCGCGUUUCUGAAUAAAUUCAACAAAGACCAACCUGCAAACGAUAAACGCGUUGAAACAGUUGUACAGUUUGGUAGCAAGUUGGCCGAUGCUCCAGGGGUACCUGAGGAUAAGGGGGAUGAUAUCAAAGAAGAGACGAAGACUAUAGGGGAUACAUGGAGGAUAAUUGUGCUAAAAGUUGAAGAGCUGCAAAAAAUUGUUCGUUCUGGUAUUCAAAAUAUCACGGAGUUAAGUGAUUGGAGGAAGGAAUAUACCACCGUUAUUAAAUGGAUUGAGACGAACGAGAAGAAGCUUGCCGCGCAAGGGGAGCCUGGGGACCAGGCUAAAGAUCUCGCUAAUAAAUGUACCACUCUUGAUGAAAUGGUGAACGUAUUAUCCACAUACGAGACAAGAAUCACUAUACUACUUCAAAAAGGCGACCAAUUGGCCAAUGAACCGUCAAUAGAUGAAAGCGACCGAAAAAAGACCGAAGAUGAUACGAAGGCUUUACGAGAACGAUGGGAUAAACUGAAGCAAGAUGAAGAAGAUAAAAAGAACAGGUUUGAUGAACAAAAAAGUUUUGUUGAAGAUUACCAGGAAUGGAAAGAUGAUGUGGACGACUUGAAGCCUUGGAUGGAAAACACGAAGAAAGAAAUUGAUGCGUGUGAAUUACCAACAAGUGACAACAGCGUCAGAGAAAAACAAGCGAACUUCGUGAAGGUAUUUCUGGAAGAUAAGGAAAAGAAUCAAGCUCGUGUUGACAAAGUUGUUGACGGAGGUAAUCUUCUGUUGAAAGAGAAUCCUGUCGCUCAGAAAGACAAGAAAGAAAUUCAAGACAAAAUCGAGAACACACAGAAUUCUUGGAGUACAAUUGUGCAAAGAUUUGACGUUGUCCAACCAAUUGUGAUAUCUGGAACUCAAGACAUUGUCAAGCUUGACGAAUGGCGGAACGAUUGUAACGAAAUGAACAAAUCUAUCGACAAUGCAAGACAGCAGGUUCGCAACUUGAAGAAGCCUUCCAAAGAUCAGGCAAGGAUGAAAAAGCAGAAAGACGACUUUGAAGUUAUUUCCGCUGAAAUGGAUGACAAUCCAGACAAGAUUGAUAACCUUUCUGAACGAGCUGAAUACCUCGUAACAGUGUCCACUAUUUCUCCCAAAGAUAAGGAUAAGGUGUCCAAAGAUAUGAACAAUUUAAAGAAUACCUGGAAUAAUUAUAAAAACGAAGAAAAAACAGCUAAAGAAAGUUUCGAUGCUCAGCCUCAACUUGUAGUUGUAACCGAAGUCGUAGUGGUUGAAAAGAAAGAAGACGAUUUGGUUGUGGAAGAAACUUUUGAGGAUAUUGAUGAGUUGUUUGCACAAGAGCCCAAAGCGCCAGAACCACCAGCAACUGUCGAUUACGGAGAGUGGAAGGACAGCGUUGAAGAACUGGAAGGAAUCCUUGAACAAGAAGAUGGAAAGUUUGAUCCAAAGGCGCCUAUCGAGAAAGAAUAUUCAAACUUGGAGAAGCUUGCACAAGAAACAAAGGACUCUGGUGCGACAGUUGAUGACCAAUGUAAGCCGAAGCUAGCCACCAUUUUGUCAGAUGGAAAUGCGCUUGUAAACAACAAAGAACUUCAACCAGAGGACGAAACAUUCGUCACAGAAAAGAUGGUAUCUUUGAAAGACAGGACUCAGCGUAUUGAUAUGGCUGUGAGAAUAACCAGAAUGAAAGUUCGAGAUGCAGCGCUUGAGUACUUUAACGAAACGCUGAACAAAUGUUCUGUCGAUGUGAAUAAAAUGCAGGAAACAGGAAAGUCCUUGAGACCUCCUUCAGAUAACCUACCUGAUCUUCGAGUACAGAUUGCUUCGAUGAAGUCUUUAGAGAAACGGCUUUCAUCUGAUGGCGAGAAAGUUCAGGAUACCGAGGAAAAAGUAAAUAACAUGGAAGAUGCAGGCGUUUUGCCACGGGAUGGCUUCGCUGGGACUUUAAAUGACAGAUGUAACGAAGUAAAGAAGGAACAAAAGAAUGUCUUUGUUGUUAUCGAUGAAGCUAAACCAAAAUUGCAUCGUGCUUUACUAAACCAGUUAAAUCGAACACAAAAAUCUGUCAACAGUUGGUUGAAAUCUUGCGAAAAGAAAGAGAGAAAUAUCGACGUGACAAACCUGAAAGAUCUUAACAAAGCACAUCAAGAAUGCUUGAAACUAAAGCAAGUUAAAGCCGAAUUUGACAAAGGAGAGCCUCUGUAUAUCACCUUAAAUGAAGUCCAUAAAGAAGCUGUCGAUGAUGAAAUUUUGGUUGAAAAGAAAGCCGUUGAUUUUGGCAAACAAAUGGAAACAUUAGGAACACGACAUGAUGACCUUAAACAACGCUUACAAGAUAAAGACAACGAACUUCUUACUUAUGUGAGACAGACCACAGAAGGUGUGUUAAAGUCUUCUGAUGAGAAACUUGAUGAGCAAAAAACGUGGCUUGAACCAGAAGAACCUGCUGAUAACUUCACAGACGCCAAAGAACAGCAAGAUACCAUGAAGGAACGUGAAUCCUUAAUAAAACAACGAACAAAAGACAUCAUUAUUCAACUUGGACCAAUUGAAAAGAUUUCCACAGGUGAAAUAUUGCCUCUUCCCGAAUCAACUGCUCUUCAACGCCGCGUUGGCGACAUCAAGACAAGAUUCAACGCAGAUAUACCAACCGCUAGAGAAAAAUCACAAAAGCUCAGAGAAGGUUACGGCGACCUUCUGAAAAAGGAAGUAGAGAAAAGGAAAUUAUGGCUAGAUGAAAAUGAAGGAGUUGAACUUAAACCUGAAACAGACUUCAAAGAUUUCAGCGAAUUCAAGAUAAAAUAUGAUCAAAACAAGGAUUUUGUGAAAGAACUGGAUGAUAACAACAUCAAAGUUUUGAUUGAAGAGGCAGACAAGAUCGAUGGGAUUGAACCGGAAGUGAAGAUUGAACUCGUGCAGUUGGACGAGCGUUGGGAAACGAUUCACGACGAUGCGAAGGACAAGACCGAGAACUACGAAGAUCUCAUGACAAAGUGGACUGUCUUCCGUGAGCAGCAACUGACCUUGUUGAACUGGAUUGACAAGAAAGAUGCCGAAGCCGCUGAAGAAAAGGAUCAAGUCAACCUUGCUGAUGAAGACGAAGUCGCUGAACAUGUCAAGAAACUAAAGGAUGCCAAGGAAGAAGCCGAAGUGCAAGGAGAGUCGCAAGAGAAGAAAUUAAAAGAAGCCAGUGAAGAUUUAAUCCGUCAUCUUGGCGAAGACUCCCCAGCCGCUGAUGAGGUCAAAAAACAAACGGAAGAAGUUGAUUCUGUGAGACAGAAGUUCAUCAACGAUAUGGGUGAUCGCAUUGAAAAGAUUGAAAGCAGUGAAGAGAAAACUCGAGACUUGUACAAUGACAUUGACGAUGUAACAAACUGGUUGGACACCACAGAAAACCUGAUUGACAAGUAUGAAAACCAUGAAAAAGAAACCGCUGAUGAUGGUAGUCCACGUGAACAGCACGUGCCACAGGAUGGUGAAGUUGAAGAAGAAAUGGUACACGUUGUGGAAGACUUACUGAUCAAACGCAAAGAAAUCCCAGAGCUCGAAGCACGUCUGGAUAACGCGGAGUCAUCGGCAGAACACUUGGAUGACCAGUUGCUGGAUGAAUUAACCGUUGAAAAUACUCAGGUCAAAGUGAAAGACAUGAAAGUUCGCUGGGGUGUUCUAACACAAAGGCUGGAUGAAUUCUGCAACCGUGAUAUACCCGAAAUUGAGAUAGCUCAGAUCAAAGCCGAACAUCUUGAGGAAGAUUCAUUGGAUGAAACUGAUAUGAGAUCAGUUGUGCCACUGGAUGUAUGGCGAGAAAAAGUUAGAAAGGUGAAUUUGUUGCUGAAAUAUGUUGAACGGUUGGUUGGUGUCAAUGCUGAUGGGAAAGAAGAUUAUCCGAGUAUACGAAUCUUAGCAUCCAACACGAAGGAAGCAACAAAGACAAUCACCUUGUACUGCAAGCCAAGAGUUCAAGUCAUCAAAACACAGGGAAUAAAUAUUAUAAGCGAAGAUCCUCAUGACAUUGACAGAGGGGAAGAAAUAACGGACACAAUCGAUUCACUUAGAAAAAGAGUUGAAACCUCAGAGAAUAAUGCAGGCAUACUUAAAAUGAAGGUACGAGAUCUGGCUUUAGAUUACUUCAACAAUGGUCUGAAUCAUUGUGAGAUUGCUCUUGAAAGCGAGGAAGAAAACGUCGAAAAAUUACUUGCAACAAAACCUGAUAUUGAAACCACACAAGAGCAGAUGGUGCUUUUGAAAGAAGGCCGCAAAGAAUUUGACAAAAACAAAGAAGAUUAUGAAAACGUUGUUGACGAAUUGAAAGAUAAAAAGAUUGUGGAAUUGUUGACGAAAGAUGGAUUUCAAGGAACUCUAGCAGAUAAAAGUCAAAACAUUAAAAAACGGCGAGAUGCUGUGGAGAAAAAGUUAUCAGAAUCCAAAACACGAAUACAUCGUAAUUUGAUAUCACAUUUGUCCGAGAUGAAGAAGGUUGUUGGAAAAUGGCUGGCGUCUUGCGAAAAGAAAGAAAAAUCUAUAAACGUCGAACCAUCUCCCACUCACGACCCAGUUGCCGAAUACAAAAAAUUAAUGGUUUUACUUGAAGAAUUGAACGAAGGAGAGUCCAAGUAUGAUAGCGUUCUUCAGUUGAACAAACAGUUGAUAUCAGACAACGUUCUUGAAGGAAGGAAAGCUUCUAGCUCCGAGAAAGAUCUUCAGUCAUUCGCUACUCGUUUUGCUGUGGUGGGCAAACGUGUUCAUGAUAAGAACGGUGCGCUUUACAUAAUUCUUCUCAACCUGGCUCAAACCACGAUGGAUGAAGUUGGUGAUAAUAUCGCAGAGAUGGAUGAGAAAGUUGAGCAAACUAACAUGGCUGAGAGAUUCCCGCAAAUCAAACAAGAUUUCCAGAACGCAAAGAAUGUCAAAGAUGAAGUUGAUGAUUUCUGCGAGAAAUCAAAGGAAACAUUAAAGGAUGUUCACGUAAUCAUAGCUCUAGAUGCCUUCAACAAUGAAGACAAGAAAAAUCUGGAUGAACGAAGAAACGAAUUGAAAGACAAAAACUCGCAGUUAUCAGAAAAAUCUGACGAGAAAUUUGACAAUUUUGCGAAGGAGUAUAAUAAAAUCAUUGACAGUGAAGUAAGAAAUCGUAAAAUGUGGUUUGAUUCCAACGAGUCCUGGAUGGGCAUUACUGACCACGAUGUUGAUAAUCUGCCAGGCUUUGCUAAAAAACUUGAUGAUCAAAAGAUUUUCCAAGAGGAACUUGAGCACCGUAAGAUGGAAGGAUUGAUUGACGAAGCAAGGGAUAAUGAAGAUCUUUCUCCCGAAACAAGGUUCUUGAUCUACGACCUUGACGACAAGUGGUCAACGAUGAACAGUUGGUCUGAAGAACGAUUAGACAGACUCACAACGAUCAAUGAAGAUUGGGAGAAACUUCGCAAGCAAGAAAAAGAUCUUUUAGACGAAAUUGACGACAAUGAUGCCAGACUAAAGUUGCUUUCGUCUCCUGUGGAUUUGUCAGACAAAGAAGACAUUGAAAAUCAAAGAAAUGAACUCAAGGAUGCCCAGUCGAGUGUACAGGAGCUUCAAUUAAAUGUGGUGAAAAUGAAGAAAGUCUCAAAUGAUUUGGUUAAACUUGUUGGUCCUGACAGCCCAGCUGGUAAACGAAUGGAAAAUGAAUUCAAUGAUGUCAACAAAUGCUACGAUAACCUGUGCGUAGACACCUUGGAGAGAAUGAAAAAGCUUGAUUCAUCAGAGCGAAAGGCGAAGACUCGAAGACUUUACAAUCACAUGGAUGAUAUCAACUUGACAAUGGAGGAAAGCGAGAAUAUUUUGAGUUCUUUAAACGAUGAAAUAAAGAAGGCAGAAGAGAAGAAAGACAUCGCAAAAGGGGAAGAAAUAAACGAAAAUGAAGAGGAAGAACUUCCUGAAAAAGAAAAGGAGAAACAGGCUUCUGAUUUGAACAAGUUUGUUGAUCAAAUUUCGUUUUGA